AUGCUGGGCCACCCGCACGGCACGGUGCAUGGGUGGUGGGUCGGUAGGGCCAAGCUGCGCGUCGACGAGGGGAACAAGUUGGACAAGACGACCAAAGGGCAGGGACGUAAGGAAAGCUUUCCAUUUACCUCUGCCCUUUUGACGUACAUGAAAGACGGACGCCGCGACGAGGAAUUUCUUACUACAUCAGGAAUGAUUGCUUUUAUUCAAGAGAACUACCCUGACUGGAUAGAGGCCUACGCGGAGAACAAGAAGUCUGACGAGAGUUGCAGACGGGCCCUUGAACGUCUACUGCAGCGAACCGCCGACCGUUACGGAUUCUCAACUCAAACAGCCCAAGAAACCAAGCUCCCAAGUGUGGAUCUGCAGCGCUUAAAAACGGAUUUUGCAAUUGAAUUUUGGAGUAAGUACGGCUCAUACUCUCUACCGGAAGUCUACAGCAUGAAUGAAACGGCCAUCCAGUUCGACAUGCCGCCAGCAAGAACCUGGGCAAUUAAAGGGCGACAAGGAUCAGCUAAAAUCCAAAAUCUGACAAAACACUGCGGACGCAUGACGGCUGUCUUGACAGUUCGCGCUGAUGAGGAGGGUAUGCGUGUGGUUGCCGAACAGGCAUGCGCUACAGUGGUCCCAUUACCCGCUAAAGCUACAUCGCUUGGGAAAGUUCUCCCAACGAACCCGUAA
Molecule: messenger RNA, 681 nt
Organism: Phytophthora infestans T30-4
Lineage: Eukaryota; Oomycota; Peronosporomycetes; Peronosporales; Peronosporaceae
Exons: 6
Coding region: 1-681 (226 amino acids)
Source: RefSeq, a predicted model, not a curated record